AUGCCUCACGCAGUUUCGAUGCCUCCGCCAGGCCUUCAGGCAAUCAUCCUUUGUGGGCCUGGCUCAUCAUUUCCGACUUUCACAGCCAACCCGGAGGAGAACCCAAAGGCUUUGUUGCCCAUCGCAAACCGGCCUAUGGUGUGGUACCCGCUUGAGUUCUGUUAUCGCACAGGCAUUACAGAUAUUACAUUGAUCUGCCCGCCAUCUGCGGCCAAGGCCAUCCAAACAGCCCUAAAGACCAACCCAUUUCUGACGGGCCUACCACAUCCGCGCCCAGAUCUUUUGGCUCCAAAUGAUCUGGACUUGUCAACAGGCACAGCUGAAAUAUUACGACUGCCAGAAGUCAGGCAGGUCCUGACCUCCGACUUCGUAGUGCUGCCCUGUGACCUUGUCUGCGAACUUGGAGGUGACAAACUCCUUCAAGCAUGGAUGGUACGGGCAACAGCCCCAUAUCAAGAACCUCCACAAGCGAGCGGAGGGCUGGGCGUGUGGUACGAAACGAAGACUGCGACACCGGUCAAGGGCGAGGAAACAGACUUUAUCGCGACCACACCACUUUCGCAGCCGGUUACACCCACAUCUAAGGACUCACUGUUACGGCAUCUAUCCAAGCUGGCCCUCUCGAUCCCCACGGACUCUCUGAAGGACUUAACUGAAGAGAAAAAAGGCUUCCCCAUCAGGCAUGGACUGAUGCGUAAACACCCUAAACUUAGAAUGUUGACUUCUCACAGAGAUGCACAUGUAUACAUUCUGCCUCAUUGGAUCCUCGAGCUCAUUGCCGAGAACGGACGUCUCGAGACUAUUGGUGAGGAUGUUAUUGGUUGGUGGGCUAAGUCAAGCUGGCAGGACGGCCUGGCAGAGAAGCUCGGAUUCCCCAACGUGCUCAGCUCAACAGUGGGAGAUUUCUCCGGGCGUGAAAAGGGCAUCAGCAGUCCAUUUAGCGAAGGAGAAGCUUCACCAACAAUUGAGGUCUCACCGCUGUCUCCUGAAGGUUCUAAAAAAAGGAACACUCUGGCUUCUGCCACGACACGGCGUCACGUAGUGCCACCGGUAUUGGCUUAUGUCCAACCAUCCGAUCCUAACGCUCCCCUCAUCCGACGUGUGGACACGGCACAGCUUCUACUAGCCGUCUCGCUGCAAUUAGCUAAGCUCCCUUCUGUUGAGGAGGCGGGCGCAGAUGCAUCUAUUUUCGCUCAUGCUCGCAAGGUAGCUUGGCCUGAAGGUGUUAAGCCGCGAACAACAAUUACCAAGCAAGACUCCUUAGUGGCUGACAAUGUCACUGUGGAAGAGAAAACUUCGAUCAAAGAGUGCGUUGUUGGUGCUAACUGCCAAAUUAAGGAAGGUGCCAAGCUGUUCCAAUGUGUGCUAAUGGACGGUGUUGUGGUUGGCAAGGGCUGUAAGCUCACGCGGUGUAUUUUAGGAAAGCGCAGCGAUAUUGGGGAGGGGUCCAUCCUGACAGAAUGUGAGGUACAAGAAAACCUGUUGGUUGAACCACGAACCGAGGAAAAGGACAACAAGUUCAUGAGCAGUGAAGGUCUUGAAGCAACGGAAGAGGAGCUACAAGAUGCCAUGGAUGACGCUGGUAUUGAUUUAAUGGGUUAG
Messenger RNA from Truncatella angustata, 1602 nucleotides. Its product is annotated as nucleotide-diphospho-sugar transferase. Gene Ontology annotation, molecular function: translation initiation factor activity; guanyl-nucleotide exchange factor activity. Gene Ontology annotation, biological process: cytoplasmic translational initiation. The record is from RefSeq and is a predicted model, not a curated record. Gene Ontology annotation, cellular component: guanyl-nucleotide exchange factor complex; eukaryotic translation initiation factor 2B complex. The transcript has 3 exons. Lineage: Eukaryota; Fungi; Ascomycota; Sordariomycetes; Amphisphaeriales; Sporocadaceae. The coding region runs from base 1 to 1602 and encodes 533 amino acids.